Messenger RNA from Acanthopagrus latus (yellowfin seabream), 4916 nucleotides. RefSeq names its product dynamin 3b (gene dnm3b). The transcript has 21 exons. The record is from RefSeq and is a predicted model, not a curated record. NCBI's taxonomy places the organism in Eukaryota, Metazoa, Chordata, Actinopteri, Spariformes, Sparidae. Gene Ontology annotation, molecular function: GTPase activity; GTP binding; microtubule binding. The coding region runs from base 674 to 3175 and encodes 833 amino acids. Gene Ontology annotation, cellular component: membrane; microtubule; cytoplasm.
CCGAGGAAGCGCGGCGUCCCAUUGGCCCUCCGCCGCGUCCAUAGGCUUGCAAGAGGUGGGGGAGAGCGAGGCGCAGCUUCGCAAUCACACCGCGGAACGGAGGAGAGGGGCGAAAAAAUGAUUAAUCUGUCAAAGGCGAAUUUGUGUUCGGGAUGAGACCGCGCUGACAUUCAGCCGACCGGAACGAGGCGCGCAGGCGGACACAUUUGAUGCACAGGGGGGCCCGACGUCAAGCCGAUGCGCCGCCAUAGCAGGUGGUGCUUGUAUAAUCGUCCAGGGUCUUGUCACUUGUCUUUGCUGCCUGAUCUGCGCGUCGUUUCAGCACUGGACAGCGACCGGGACCGUCGGCCGCUGAACACACCGAGGGAAUCCUGAGGCGGGGUAGGCUCACACGGACACGGCACCGUCGACGCGUGAUUGCGACCGUGACGUGCUCAUUGUUGGCUCCUGUUAUUCUUACUUCGGUCCGACCCUCGCUUGGCUCGGGGCAAUGCGCGGCUAGAUGACUUCACUACAUCAACAAGCACCGCGGUAUCCUGGACUAAUAUAGCAGCUCCACAUCUCCCCCCUCCCUCCCUCCUCUCUCUCUCUCUCUCUCUCUCUCUCUCUCUCUCUCUCUCUCUCUCUCUUUCACUCCAUUCGCUGAUCCCGAGUCCCUCCGUCCAAAGGCACCAUGGGAAACCGUGGCAUGGAGGACCUGAUCCCGCUGGUCAACAGGCUGCAGGAUGCCUUCAGCUCCAUCGGGCAGGCCUGCAACCUGGACCUGCCGCAGAUCGCGGUGGUCGGCGGCCAGAGCGCAGGGAAAAGCUCGGUGCUGGAGAACUUUGUCGGCAGGGACUUUCUGCCCCGUGGAUCCGGCAUUGUCACCCGCAGGCCCCUGGUUCUGCAGCUUAUCAGUGCCACUGCAGAAUGGGGCGAAUUCCUCCACUGCAAAGGGAAGAAGUUCACCGAUUUCGAUGAGAUCCGCGCGGAGAUCGAGGCCGAGACGGACCGCGUCACGGGGGCCAACAAAGGCAUAUCUCCCGUCCCCAUCAACCUGCGGGUUUACUCACCUCACGUGCUGAACCUGACUCUCAUCGACCUGCCGGGGAUCACCAAGGUGCCGGUCGGUGACCAGCCCGUGGACAUUGAGCAGCAGAUCAGGGACAUGAUUAUGCAGUUCAUAACCAGGGAAAGCUGCCUGAUCCUGGCCGUCACUCCGGCCAACACUGACCUGGCCAACUCCGACGCUCUCAAACUCGCGAAGGAUGUCGAUCCUCAGGGUAUGAGGACCAUCGGAGUGAUCACCAAACUGGAUCUGAUGGACGAGGGCACAGAUGCCCGAGAUGUACUGGAGAACAAAUUGCUGCCGCUACGAAGAGGAUAUAUCGGAGUGGUGAAUCGCAGUCAGAAAGACAUCGACGGGAAGAAAGAUAUCAAGGCGGCUCUGGAGGCUGAGAGGAAGUUCUUCCUGUCCCACCCGUCGUACAGGCACAUGGCUGACAAAAUGGGCACCCCACGGCUGCAGCGAGUGCUCAACGAGCAACUGACCAACCAUAUCCGGGACACGCUGCCAGGGUUCCGUAGCAAGCUGCAGUCCCAGCUGUUGGCUCUGGACAAGGAGGCCGAGGAAUACCGGGGAUACCGACCUGAUGACCCGUCCCGCAAAACAAAGCAGCUGUUGCAGAUGGUGCAGCAGUUCUCUGUGGACUUUGAGAAAAGGAUCGAGGGUUCAGGGGACCAGGUGGACACCGUGGAGCUGUCCGGUGGAGCAAAAAUCAACCGAAUCUUUCAUGAGCGUUUCCCCUUUGAACUGGUCAAGAUGGAGUGCGAUGAGAAGGAGAUGCGUCGGGAGAUCAGCUAUGCCAUCAAGAACAUCCACGGUAUCAGGACUGGACUUUUCACCCCAGACAUGGCGUUUGAGGCCAUCGUGAAGAAGCAGAUCAUAAAGCUGAAGGGGCCCUGCGUCAAGUGCGUGGACAUGGUGAUCCAGGAACUGAUCAACACCGUGCGCCAGUGCUCCACCAAGCUGGAGUGCUUCCCAAUGCUGCGUGAGGAAACAGAGAGGAUUGUGACGUCUCACAUCCGAGACAGAGAGAGUCGGGCCAAGGACCAGGUUCUGCUGUUGAUAGACGUCCAGCUGUCUUACAUCAACACUAACCACGAAGACUUCAUCGGCUUUGCUAAUGCGCAGCAGAGGAGCAGUCAGACUAAUAAGAGCCAGAGUUCAGCGGGAAACCAGGUGAUUCGCAAAGGCUGGCUGACCAUCAACAACAUCAGCAUCAUGAAGGGAGGCGCCAAAGAGUACUGGUUUGUGCUGACCGCCGAGAGCCUCUCCUGGUUCAAGGAUGAUGAGGAGAAGGAGAAGAAGUACAUGCUCCCUCUGGACAACCUGAAGGUCCGCGAUGUGGAGAAGAGCUUCAUGUCCAGCAAGCACAUAUUCUGCAUUUUCAAUACGGAGUCAAGGAAUGUGUACAAGGAUAAUCGCACCCUGGAGUUGGCUUGUGACUCUCAGGAGGACGUGGAAAGCUGGAAGUCGUCUCUCCUGCGUGCUGGCGUCUAUCCUGAGAAGGUCACUACGGUUGAGAGUGAGACCACCUCCACCUCAGAUAACUUCUCCAUGGACCCUCAGCUGGAGCGUAAAGUGGAGACCAUCCGUAACCUGGUGGACUCCUACAUGGCGAUUGUCAACAAGUGCAUCCGGGACCUCAUGCCCAAGACCAUCAUGCAUCUCAUGAUCAACAAUGUGAAGGAGUUCAUCAAUGCAGAGCUGUUGGCCCAGCUGUACUCUGCAGGUGACCAGAACGCCCUGAUGGACGAGUCCCAGGAGCAGGCCCAGAGGAGGGACGAGGUGCUGAGGACCCACCAGGCCCUGAAGGAGGCGCUGAGCAUCAUCGGUGAUAUUUCCACCUCCACCAUCACUGUCCCCGUACCUCCGCCUGUUGACACGUCCUGGAUGGGCGGACAAGGUGGUCGCAGGUCUCCUCCAGCUAGCCCCACGGCCCCAAGGAGGAUGUCUUCAGGCCAGCGCCCGGCCCCCCGAGGGGCCCCACCACCGCCAAACCGCCCAGGACCCCUGGGGCCCUUUAAUAACAGUGCUGACAGCCCUCAGGCUCCCAGCCGCCCUAACAGGGCUCCUCCUAGCAUCCCCAGCCGGCGCCCUCCGCCGUCUCCUACAAGACAAGCCCCACCAUAAACAUCCGAAGGGCUUCCUCACACCCCCAUCACCUCCCACUCCCAUCCCCUCCAUCCCUCCUCUCUCAGCCAUGGCUCUGCUGUCCUGGUUGCUCCUUAGUGCAGACACAGACGUCUCUGACCCUUUGACCCUCAGUUUCCUGCCAGGUGACGAUGUCCAUAUAUCUAUGUACAGUAUGGUACUUGUCUUGUGGUGUAUGUGUAUGUGCGCUUGUUGCUCGCCUUCCGGUCCAGGUUUGCUUUAGCAGAUCCACUUCCCAGUAUCAGUCCCUGGAACCUCUGCGCCCCCAUCCACCCACCCACCACCACCACCACCACCACCAUCAUCACACAUCAAACCCCUCACUGAGUCAGCCACUCCCCCCACUUGCUGCUUCUACAUGAGAAUAUGCUCAGCAGUCGUACUGCCCUACUCAUUCCAAAAUGCAGCAUGGCACAUAAGCUGCUUUUAUUGCAUGGGAGUGUGUGUAUGUAGAGUGUGCGUGCGUGUGUUUUGUGUGUGUGUGUGUAUACAAGGGAGGAACUAAUUUGCCUAUAUGUAGGCUGAGUAUGAUUUAGUAUUGUAUUAAUUUAUUGUAUAAUGCCCCAUUAAGUGUUAAUUAUCAGCUUAAUGUUCUCUUAGGAACAGAAGUUGUAUCUUAGUAUGUGUGUGUACGUGCGUGUUUGUGUGCGAGUAACUCCGUGUAUGUGUGCGUAAGGGUGUGUGUGUGUAUGUGUGUGUGUGUGAGGAACACGUGCGCAUGUGCCGUUUGUCUGCACGUUCAGUUGUAUUUGUUUUCAUGGUUGAAGCUGUUAAUGAUGAAUCAUUAAAAACCCACCGGGGGUAAAAAUUUAAUGUUGGACUUUUGUGAGUUGUUCCCGUGUUGUAGUAGCAGCCAUACACACAUAGCAAGGCUGAGGAGCACCUUCAGUACUCUCUAUAUGGAAACAGCCUCAAUAAUGCAUUUAACCCCGUCAUAGGUGUCCACCUGUGCUGUAUCGGUGGUCAAGUUGUGACCCUCGCAGCCUUAAGCUCCGAUACAGACGCUGACACGUGCGAUGGAACUUGCCACUUGAAAAAAAAAAACAAAACAAAAAAAACCCAAUGUAUUUUGUUCCUUGUUGAAUGAACAAAGAACAUGUAUUUACAUGUUUCCAUUUAGCCUUUUUCUCAGGUUUGAAACAUGCAACUCCAUGCACAUCACAAACUAGCGCUCUCUCUCUCUCUUCUCUCGACUCGUCUGACCUCUCUUACUUCCUCCGCUCUCGCGACCAUUGAAGCCAGUCUGUAAGUCAGCGUCUGCGCCAGAGCUUAAGGUGCUGUCGUCAUUGUUCAAGUGCUUCUCUGUCACUUUGUUAUUGUGUAUGUGGGCCUAAACUGUGUUCUGAUGUAUAUAGGUAAUGAUAAGGAGAUACUGUACCUGUGGACUAUAAAGACCUCAUCAAGGAUCCUAGCGCUUUAAUCGUUCUCUGUGUCUCUAUUCACUAAAUGCUCUCUUCUCUCUAAUUUAGACUGCCUUACCGGCAUGAAUUACAAUUCUGUAUUGCCAAAGCUAAAUGUAGAAAGAGAAUCGGAAAGUGGAACAAAAGAAAAUCAGUGAUUAAAAAAAAUCUGCUGAAGACCAACAACAACAAAAAACGGGAUCUGUUGUAGUGAGACGGCAUUGUUUAGCGGAGGGCAUAAUGUUAAGCUGGGAAAUGCAUCAGUUGUUAUUUUCGGUGUCUCUGUAUCGCUCCUCAAUAAACUUCUUCCUCAUAAUGUC